Arabidopsis lyrata subsp. lyrata is the source of this 1282-nucleotide messenger RNA. RefSeq lists its product as uncharacterized. The coding region runs from base 187 to 1035 and encodes 282 amino acids. The transcript is spliced from 10 exons. Lineage: Eukaryota; Viridiplantae; Streptophyta; Magnoliopsida; Brassicales; Brassicaceae. The record is from RefSeq and is a predicted model, not a curated record.
UGAGCAAAAUUCAUCGGUCUCGUUCGUCGUGGAGUCGCCGACUAUAACAAACAAUUCCGGACACCAAAUUUCGAAUUUCUGCUACUUGCUUUGUGAUCUGAUCGUUCGAAAUUGACCGGAGAAUUCUUUGAACAAGCUCGUCAGAGGUUUUGUUGGUUACAGAUCAUCUCUGCGGUCUUCACCACUAUGGCCGCACCGUUUUUUUCAACUCCAUUUCAGCCUUACGUCUACCAGAGUCAACAAGAUACUAUUACACCUUUCCAGAUUUUGGGUGGUGAAUCCCAAGUUGUUCAGAUAAUGUUAAAGUCGGAGGAGAAAGUCAUCGCUAAGCCUGCUUCCAUGUGCUACAUGUCUGGGUCCAUCGAGAUGGAAAAUACAUACACUCCUGAACAAGAAGUUGGAGUUUUGCAGUGGAUUUUGGGCAAGAGUGUAAGCAGUGUACUUCUUAGGAAUACUGGGCAAAACGAUGGAUUUGUGGGUAUUGCUGCACCUUAUUUGGCUAGGAUUCUCCCGAUCGAUUUGGCAAUGUUUGGAGGUGAGAUCUUAUGCCAGCCAGAUGCAUUCCUUUGUUCCGUCCAUGAUGUGAAGAUUGUCAACUCCGUUGACCAGAGGGCUAGAAACAUUGUUGCCGCUGGUGCAGAGGGAUUUCUGAGACAACGCCUAUCUGGACAAGGUCUUGCUUUUAUCCUCGCAGGUGGCUCUGUUUUACAAAAAGUUCUGGAGGUAGGAGAAGUUUUCUCCAUUGACGUGUCCUGUAUUGCUGCUCUCACACCCUCAAUCGAUGUCCAAAUCAAAAACAAUGCUCCUUUGAGACGAGCAGUAUUCGGGGGUGAUAACGUAGUAAUGGCGACUCUAACGGGGCCAGGCAUUGUCUUUAUCCAAAGCUUACCGUUUCAUCGGCUCUCGCAACGUAUUGCAAGGUCGGUGACGUCGCCAAACAUGAGAGAAAAUCCAAAACUGUUGAUACAGAUAGCGAUAUUUGCAUUCCUCGCAUACGCAGUGAUUCUAUCAUCGUUGAUCUUAACCGAAGUUUGAAAGCAGAGAGAUAGAAAGAAUUGAGGUGCUUUUCUCCGACCAACAAAACUAACGUUGUAAUUGUUCAGUUAGCUCGGGUUUGGACUUUUGGAUAGAAUGAAGAUGAAUGAUACACACAGCUCAAACCAUUUUCUUUUCGUUUAGGCACUCAUGUGUUAUGCUCUAUAUAUAUUGAAAACGUAGAUAAGGUCGAAGCUGAGCAAAAAUUGGAUUCUUUACUUUUAUCAAACAUAAAUUUAAAAAUAAA